AUGCGUUCUGAACAAGUUGACAAGAUGGACCACUGGUCCUUAGCCUUCCUGGCUUUGGGAUGCUUCGCAACAUCCCGAAUAAAGUGGACCAACCGCUACUUAAGCGGAUUGUCGAUGCGUCGUCGUACGGCAAGUACGACUUCAUGUACUUGCGAAUCGACUUCGCAAACGACUGCAACGUUGGCUAUGCGUACAUGCGUUCUGAACAAGUUGACAAGAGGGGCAUUCCCCGCCCCAUGGGGCUAUGCGACACUCCAACCUCGGAGCCUGAAGAGGUGCAGUCUUUCACCGAGGAGCUCCAGGCUGGAGGAAUGGCGGUCCUCAGAGCGCGUCACGUUGAGACCGAUGGGUCUCUGGUCCUGGUCGUGA
This is a messenger RNA of Fusarium poae, 369 nucleotides long. RefSeq lists its product as uncharacterized. The transcript has 5 exons. Bases 1 to 369 code for a protein of 122 amino acids. The record is from RefSeq and is a predicted model, not a curated record. NCBI's taxonomy places the organism in Eukaryota, Fungi, Ascomycota, Sordariomycetes, Hypocreales, Nectriaceae.